AUGAAAACGAGUGCCAAACUGAUCGGUAACUUGGUUCACCGAGUAUCAGUUCGAUUACCCUACAAAAGCGGCAGAAAGAUCGAGGUCGUCGAGCAAGAUCCCAUUGUCAAACAAACAGUUGCGGCCAUCAUUGAACUAUCCAAAUACAAACUAUCCAUUGUUGCCAACACAUUGGGCUAUGUAUUGGAAAGUGUGUCCAAGACCCAUCAAAUUUACGAGCAAAAUGUCCCAGUUGAAAUCAUGCAAUCCAAGCUGUUUGUUCUGCGACUCUUAUCUGCAUGUAUGCAGCAUCAUUGGCAGUACUGUCGCGAUCUGGAAAAGGAGAAGAACAAAGAUACACCAAUAAACGAAUUGAAUGUGAUACCACCGCCAUUAGACGCCGCGUUAGUCACCUUCAUGCUGGUACUGAUGAGUCGAUAUAUCACACAAUUUCAUUUGAUCGAGGAGUCCACCAACAUGGAGCAAAACAAUACGCCUAUACCAUUUAUUGAUUUCAGCGAAAGCGAAAACGGAUACACCUACGAGCAGAUCAAAUUGAGUUUACUCACUGACAUUUACAAGGCCUCCUCUCGCAUUUUAUACUACAUCAGCGCAAGCAAUUGGGACGCUUGUUAUGCCAAAAUAAAGAACGCUGUGCUCAGUUUGGAUUCAAUCAAUGGAACUGCAGACAAAAUUCCUCCUGAAAUUCGAAUGCUAGAGUGUAGCUGUUUGACAAGAGAAAGACUCCACACUAUAUUCUCAGAACUAAGCCCAUACUACCUGCAUAUGAGACAGGAAGGCAAAUUACUGUUUUCCAAGAUGAUGCGAAAAGCAAUAUGGAAGUGGAUCGAAGAAUACCCAUCCCAAUUUGCACAGGUAUGUGCUAGUGAUGCUCGUCUAUUAUCUGGAUCAGAAGUGCUUUUUGACAUGUGCAGUUCAACUGCUGACAACUCGAGAAAAAAGGCAGUGCUUUGGCCAUUGCAAACCAUCUUGCUUGUACUGUCACCUGAACUACUGAUGCAGGCGUUCCUGGACACAGCCCCCAUACACAACAGACGAGCCAAUUUCUUAAGCUUACUGAAGAAAUCACUACAGACAACAAGAAACGUGGACAUUGCUGCUGUAUGUUAUGUCGAUCUCAGCAAGGCAGCAACGUACGUGCCUCCCAACAACGAGUCUGUUCUUAGAGCCAUUGCAGCCGACAUUGAAGUGGAUCUCAAGGACAAGGUGUGGGAUUUCUCCAAACCGCCCAGCUCUGAAUCGACGUUGGCCAUGUUGGGUUACACCAUUGAUCAGCAAACACUGACCACUGACUUUCUAUUAUCUCGCAUACGCCUUCAUCCUGAGGAAACACUGCUGAACAUCAUCCCUUCAUGCAUACAAGACAAUGUGCCGAUACUAUUUAAAUUGGCCCUUGUGAAAACCUGUCUGAUCAUCACAGAGGACGACAACCAUCUUGCUUGGAACCCCACCAUUGCCUCCCUGUACAACGGACUAUGCACACCCUUACGAAAGCUCUUUUUGCAGACAAUUCACAUGGAUCUCAACAGCUCACCCAGCAGCAAAAAGAAGGAAACACACAGCAACCAUAACAACCGAGUCGAAUUGCUGUUGGACAUGCUUCGACUGUAUCGAUUGGAUACCAAACUGGCCAUCCUUGGUAACAAUGCAAAUCGUGUGGAAGAGAACAGUGCAUGUAUGGUUGGUUUGGCGACGCUCUUUCAGCACCCGGUACAGCGAAUCAGACAGGGCGCACUGGAACUGCUCGUCAAGCUCCAUCAAGCGGAUGUUGUCAAGGAGUGGGGCCCUCCCAAUCAGCUCGCUGUCAAUUUUUGGAGAAUUUCCUCGCCUGUGAUCCUCAACUUGGCACGACAAAUGCUGGAAACCAAGUCCAAUGACGACAACCUCAGGGCGUUGUUGCAAUUGCUGAUCAAACUGCUGAAAUCUAGAAACGUCUUUUUGAAAAGCAACCAACACUUGUUGGCUCCUGAAUAUGCCAAUAUGCGUGAGAGACUGCAGGCAUCUGUUGCGCUUGAAAUCGCCUUGUUAGUGUCCUUGUGCUCUGGCACCAAGGAAGUCUGUGAUGAUGCAUCUCAAUGCAUUGGACUACUAUGCAAAGAAGCAAGGAUGGUGGAUUUGGAUGAAGGUGGGGAGGUGAAAUCAGUGACUAUUGCUUGCAAUCUCAAGGUCUACGAGGAACUCGCUGCGGAUGACCAUAAGUUCAUUGGACGCAAAGCACAGCAAAAGCGAAUCAGAAAGUACCUGCGCAUGCUCCCUCAGCACACUCCUGGCAAUAUGGCUGCAUGGGAAGAAGCUUGGAAACGCUGGAAACAAUUGACACUGCUGAUGAGCAGACUGUCGGAUGACGCGGCAGAUGACAUGUCGAUGGACAGCACCAACAGCUCACUCGCCAACGGAUCCAUGAACUCGGCAUCGACACUAGUGGCAUCUUCCAACAAUAGCAACGGUGCAUCCAAUGCUGCUAAUAACAGCAAUAGCAACUUGAAGAAGCUGCCAUUGCCCCGUGGAGCAGCCAAUAAUAAUAACAACAGUAACAACUUGGAAAAGGCACGAGCCAACACAUCGUCAGCACCGAUGGCUGGUACAGCAACCAAACUGCAGCAACAGUUAGACAUGUAUGAAGACAAGGCUAUUGAAUGGCAGAACUUCACUGGGUUUUUAGCAGCACUGGGUGGUUGUUGUUUAGACGACAUUGAUCCUGGUAUGUGGGCCAUGGAGCAACAGCAGCCAUCUCGACGCGUCUCUUCACCAAAUCAGCCCAUCAUCAUGGUAGAUCGUUUCAUCAGCGAAAUGACAGACAUGCUUGUCUCCGAAAACGUCUAUAUAUCCGAGGGCAUCAAGGACACUUUGGGCAACGAUCUCUCGCCCGCCUUGUAUAUGAUUCUCUUCCGACACUUGGAGGCCUACAUGGUGAAGUGCUUUGACGCUAAUGGAGAUGCUAUUCGCAGCCCUCAGAACAAACUGUUUGUAGAGCAAUCGGUGCUUGUGCUUCGACUCAUUCUAGACCGACUUGUCAAUCCUGGUGAUUGCUUGUUGAACAUUGAUUUCAGCACCCUGAUACACCAAUUUGCAGACUAUCUCAAUAGACUGCCCAACACCUACAUCACACUUCGCAUCAAGAUCAAAAUGUGUCUGCUAAUUGAGGCCGUCAUGCAGAAGAAGGAGCACAUUGUCAUUAGGGAUGAAAUGAGGUUGAGAAAUAAGCUUUUGGAGAUAUGCGUGGAAUGGACAAGCGAUUUUGCUCUGUUGCGUAAACCAGUGGAGACAGGACAGCACAUGGACCGACUGCAAAAAGAUCUGGAUCAAGCUUGUUUAAAAGCGGUGGUCAGUCUGUUGCAGCAACUGCCGCUGCAGCCCUCUGAAGCAGUGAGACCUGCAGAUAUAUCUCAGAUCAAGAGCAAGUUGUUUCUGAAAUACUUUGGCUUCUUUCGCAAACUCCUGGAUCGAUACAAGCAGAGCGAAAGCGAUGCCCAUGUCGUGGGUAAGCUGGGCAUCAGUACUUCCAUUACCAGUUCGCUCAACAGCCAUCUCAUCAAUCACAGCCGAGAGUCUGCUGCCAUCAAAGGGCUGAACGGCAAUGGCGACUUGUACCAGGACAUUGGGCAAAUGAAAGAACUGACAAUUUUAGCCAUGUCGCAUCUUUUGAGCGCCAAUGUAGAUGCAGGACUCAAGUACUCGCUGUCCAUGGGUUACGACGACGAUCAAGAAACACGAAUGGCGUUUAUGCAGGUGCUUACCAACAUUCUGAAUCAAGGCACAGAGUUUGAAACGUUGGCGGAGAGUGUCAUGACAGAUCGCUACGAGAAACUGAUUGAUAUGCUGGUGGAUGCUGAUAUGGAAAUUGUCAUGUCCUUGUGCGAAGUAUGUCCAUCGCAAGAAACCACUGGCGUUGCAGAGAUUUUAUUAAUCUGCUUUGAAUCGCGCGCCAAAGUGGUACCAUUGCUUAAAGCUGUUGUACAAAAGGAGAUCGCACUGACUGAGCAAGAAGCGACUCUCUUUAGAGGCACAACUAUGGCAACGCGAAUCCUCUCUAUUUUUGCCAAGUUAUCCUGUCUGGACUACAUUCGCAUCACAUUGCAGCCUGCCAUGGAGCAAAUCAAUGCUCUCCCCGAAGACCAACUCACUUGGGAACUAGAUCCACAGAAGGUGGGCUCUGCAGAUGAAGUGAUGCGAAAUAAACGAAAUGUGAUACAAGCAACAGAGAUCUUUUUAAAAGCCAUUUGCUCCUCGGUAGAAAGUGCGCCACGUGUGUUCCGAGAAGAACUAUCUCUGAUCAGUGAAGCUGUUAGUGCUCGCUUUCCAGAGGCUAAAUCAACUGCCGUGGGCGGCUUUGUGUUUCUUCGCUUGUUUGGUCCCGCUAUAUUAUCACCUGAAAGUGCUGGAUUUGCCAAGCAUGCAUUACCCAAAAGCCCCAAUGCGCGCAAAAUAUUAUUGCAAGCGACUCGGGUGAUGCAAAAUCUCGCCAACAAUGUCUUGUUUGGAUCCAAGGAGACACACAUGAUUGUACUGAACGAUUUCUUGACAAGCAACAUUUACAAGGUCACUCAUUUCUUGAGGUCUAUCUCCACAUUGCCACCGGAAAGCACACACAAUAUCCAAGGCACCGUCCGCAUGGAUCAAUCGGGAUAUGUUCGACUCCACAAAUACCUGUCUGAUAAUUUGGAGCGCAUGUCUAGGGACUUGACUGGCCGAAGAGUGCUCAACAAAACACAUGGAUUGGAUACACAAUCUCUCUUGGGCUGGAAAAAGACAUUGGAUAGACUGUCCAACCUGCUGGCACAGCUGGGCAGACCCUCUGACAUUCCCAAUUCUGAAUUGACCUAUGCUCGCAACUAUGCUAUUGCCAACAGCAACCACUAUUACAGCGAGUUUAUGCGCAGAAAUGGAUACCGUGAUCUCUCGGUCAUUAGUUCGCAGAAUAUCUUUUAUUUGGGUGGUACAUCUAAAGGUGGGCGUCCUGUCUUUUAUAUCGUUUGUCGUGCUAUUGAUGCGGAUGAAAUGGAUUUCGAGUUGCUGGUAUACUACAUGUUGCGCGUGAUGGAACCUUAUUUGAACAAUCCCUUCGAGCUACUGUUUGACACAACAGAGUUUAGUUCGAUCAGAGCCAUCCCGAUUCAUUGGUUGACUCAGUUCUUCCAGCUGGUAUUCAGUGAAAUGAACGAUUACUUGGUGUCACUCCAUCUGUACAAUCCCAAUACUUAUUUGCAACGUUAUAUCCGAAAAUUGCCAAGAGCCAUUGUCAACAAGCUUGUCAAACGAACCCAUUUUUCGUCCAACCUAGUGGAAUUGAACGAGCACAUUGCUACUUCCAUGAUGAAACUGCCCAAGGAAACCCUUGACCUGGAAAAAGAAGCCAGUGUGACCAUACUUCCAGUAACCAGAAUCACACAUUUGAGAUCCUCUAUUCCAGUAACAGUGAGAAUUGGCCCAGAGCACAUGCAGGUCAUCACUAUGAAGAAGCAAGAAAUCUUGUACAACUUGAACGCUGUUUUAAGAGAUGUCUAUCAUAUAUCUAAUUUGGAAGACAUGGUUGCAUUGCCAUCUUCGAAGCCUGAACACGGCGGAGAAAUCUCCAUCAAAUACGACCGAGGAAAGUCGACCAUGGUGCUCUCAUCUACCAAACGCGAUGUCUUGCUGGCCCACCUUCGUCACAACAAACAGCGUUAUGAAACAUGCAAACCCACUUCCAUCAAUGAACGUGCCAUUCGUCCCAACGAUGUGCCUGGAAGACUGUUGAACAUGGCGUUAUUGAAUGUCGGCAGCGAAGAUCCUGGCCUUCGAUUGGCCGCCUACAACUUGCUUUACUCACUAAGCUUAUCAUUCAGAUUUGAUAUUGGCAAUCAAUUGCUGAACGCAAAAGAUCUGUGUAUCCCAUCCAACAGCUCCGAUUUCAUCGUGAGCAUCAGCGAAAGUCUAGCAAAAAGCGAAUUGCACUUGACAUUAGAGUUUUUGAAUGAGGCCUUUGUAGGAUUUGCAAAGUCGAGUGAGUCCAUGCAACAAUUGACGCUGGAUUACAUUGUGCCUUGGCUGAGAAAUUUGGCUGUGUUUACUCGACAUUCGCCUGACGAUCACAAAAAGAACAUGUCCAAGACAAAAGAUGUGAUUCGACUGUUGAUUGAUGUCACUGUCAAGAGAGUGCAGCUGUAUAAACACAUUCAAGCACGCGUCUGGAAGACGAUUGCAGAGGUCGAUGAUAUCGUCAAUUUAGUCAUUGAUUGUUUUGUCCAAUACUCGGUGGAAAAUGGCAUUGGAUCCACGCAGGCCGAGAUCAUUGCAGACACGUUGGUUACCAUGUCCAGCGUAUCCAUCCGUGGCAAGGUCAUCAGUCGCAUGAGAAGAGUCAUUGAGAGCACGUCCAUUCAACCCUGUCGCCAAUUGAUUGAGCAUCCCUCGUGGAACGAAAUUGCCGUCCUGCUGCGAUUUAUUCUGAUGCUAUCCUUUAACAACACUGGGCCCGUCAUGCCUUAUAUACCCGAGAUAUUCCACAUUGCUUCUAUCCUGGUCGUCACUGGGCCCACUCUGAUGCGAUCUUCCGUGCACGAACUAGUGGUCAACACCAUUCAUACCCUGUGCACCAUGGGCAUACCUUUGGUCGAUGAAAACAUCAAGAAGUUGCACUUUGUGUUGAACGAUCUCUGCGAUAGCAAGAACCGAGUCUCGUUUGGUCUUACGAAACAGCAUGCCAACGCAUUUACUAUAACCCAGGAAACAACCACUGAUUUUGCAGACACCAUCGAUCUCAGCUCGUUGCAGAAUAUUGUGCGAUUAUUGCUGGAUGCGUUGAAUUACGGUGCUCCGACUGUAGAUAUUGCCAACAUGUGGCGUGCCCGAUGGAUGGGUCUAGUGACAAGUACGGCCUUUUACUUUAACCCUGCUAUUCAGCCGAGGUCGUUCGUGACACUGGGUUGUUUGGCUCAAGAUGAAGUGGACGAUGAUCUCAUUUACCAGAUCUUAGUAGCACUCAAAGGUGCUUUGGCCAUCUUUAACGAGACGGACUCGAGUCUAAUUACAAGUAUCAUGAUGUGUCUCAGCAACAUCAUUGAUAACUUGCCCACUGAUUCUCGCUAUUUAUUGCAAUUGUUCUGGUUAGCUAUUGCCCUGGUGCAAGUAGGUCAUCCUGCUACCUUCCAAACCGCUGUUCAAUUCCUACAAUCGGUGCUCCGUGCUCUGGAUUCUCGAAAGCUGUUUGCAGAAAAAUCCAUUGAAGAAGUGCUGCUAGAUGCUCGUGCUGAAUUGAGCCCUAUCGCGGAUGAAUUGGACGAUGCUUGUGGUGUUUGUUUCAACAAUUACUUUUCUUUUGCCGUGGCUGCCAUCUUACUCAAGGGACUAAAGCAAUGUGAAAACAAGGAUGUUAUAUUCCAAUGCUUGACAGCUUUCCUUGAAAUUGAUUCAAAACGGCCUAUGGAUCAGGGCUACAUUGAAGCAAGUACAUUGGGUUAUCUUGCUGGAUUGCUGCCGUUUGCUGCAAAGGAUGAUACUUUGCGAGAGCUGUUGCGCUUGGCAGGCAUCAAUGAUGUGGAAUUGGAUGCCAUUGAUUUCGGAUCAUCGCAUUCUGGCUUAUUUGAUAUUUUAGAGAUACCGGAUAACAGUACAGCCUUGUUGCUGAUUUCGCUUCUAGUGACUUUACUGAAUGCAUCUGAAAACGAGUCUGAGCGAUUGUUCUUGUAUACGCUGUUGGCAGAUGCAGCUACCUCGGUACCAGAAGUAUUUGCCUUGGUGUACGAAUCUUUGUUGCCCAAAAUGAAUCAAAUGGUAGUGAACAGCCAGAAUCAAGAUGUGAUUGAAGCCGUGAAAAGCAUUCUGUUGACAGCAUGCUCUGAACCAGCAUUCAGUUCAGUCAAUCAAGCAGCAUCCACCAACAAAAGAACACAGAAAUGGGGAUUGGAGAGCCUCAAAUUUUCAUCUUUGGGUGAACCUACCUUUGGUGCCAUCAAGACCAACGUUGGCAUCAACGCCAAACUAGCCAGUCGAUUACUUGGCUACAUUACAGAUCAGCGAUAG
This is a messenger RNA of Mucor velutinosus, 8001 nucleotides long. RefSeq lists its product as uncharacterized. The record is from RefSeq and is a predicted model, not a curated record. Bases 1 to 8001 code for a protein of 2666 amino acids. NCBI's taxonomy places the organism in Eukaryota, Fungi, Mucoromycota, Mucoromycetes, Mucorales, Mucoraceae. The transcript is spliced from 17 exons. Gene Ontology annotation, biological process: regulation of GTPase activity.